ACCAAGAAAGUAGGUUUUCAAAAUGGCAAAUCCACCCAAGAACCAGGAAUGGUCCACACAAGAUUGGAACAAUCAUUGGGAUUCAGGGAAAUUAUCCAAACACAUAAAAAAGGAAUAUAUUGAAGAUCUUCUGAGGCAAGAAAAGUUGCUUUUUCCUGAUUCUGGGAAAUCGUAUCGCGUCCUUGUGCCGUUAUGUGCAAAGUCUUAUGAUAUGGAAUGGCUGGCCAGCAAAGGGCAUUCUGUCAUUGGGCUUGAUUGCUCUGAAACUGUUUUGAAAGAAUUCUUUGUUGAACAUAAUAUGGAAUUUAGUGAAGCACAAGAUGGUAAUUUCAAGGUAUUCAAGUCAAAGUCUGAAGAACUCGAUAUCACAUUAUAUGCAGGAGACAUUUUCAAUCUGCCGAGCUUGAAAUUUGAAAAGUGCGAUGCAGUUUGGGAUUACGCAAGUAUAGUAGUCAUAAAACCCCAAGAAAGGCAAAAAUAUGCAAAUGUUAUCACUGAGAAACUGACCACAGAUGUAAGUUAUCUUCUCUGUGCUUUCAAUUUCGACGGAUUCGUUAACCCCAACGGACCAGCAUAUCACACGUCUUCUAAAAUGGUUCGUGAUAUUUUUGGAGAUAGUUUUGGAAUUAUCGAAUUGCCAGAUGCAAGUACAAAACAUAUUUUCAACGGUAAAGCAGUGGCAAUGAAAAAUUUCUUCCAUAUGACAAAAAAUAAAUAAAUAAUUCUAGAUAUAUAGGCCCAUGUCAACUGAUAACUACUGAUUUAUCUAAAGAAUAUUUGUUAAACAUGUUAAUAUUUGAGUCAGUGGUUCUCUCAAGUCUUAGUACCUCAUCAGUGUUAUAGUUAUUUUCAGGUGGGGGAUUGUGUCUUAUCUAUGAGAAGACUUGAGUAAAAAUGAAGAGUGUUGAAUAAUAAGUGUGAAAUUAUUGUUUCAUAAUCAUGCUCAUAUUUUCCAUUUUUUGUUUGUCAAUGAACAUUAUUUUUUUUUAAUAGGUUUUUAUCAACUUGCUCAAUUUUUUUUCAAAUUAUAUAAGUGUUCACUCAACUUCAUUUGCACAUCAAUUUAAAUAAAGACCU
Molecule: messenger RNA, 1077 nt
Organism: Styela clava
Lineage: Eukaryota; Metazoa; Chordata; Ascidiacea; Stolidobranchia; Styelidae
Product: thiopurine S-methyltransferase-like
Molecular function (GO): thiopurine S-methyltransferase activity
Source: RefSeq, a predicted model, not a curated record